AUGCGCAAGACCUCAAGGUGCAACGAACUUAAAGCUCGAACAAAGGAGAGAAUUCAAGACCUCAAGGUGCAACGAACUCAAAGCUCGAACAAGGGAGAAAUAGUGGACAGUGGCACUCUCCGAAAUAGCCGACUGGCUAAGAAUCGAACAGAAUCGAAGCCGUUGAUAGAAGCUCGAACAAAGGAGAAACAGUGGACAGUGGCACUCUCAACAUACCCGACUGGCCAAGAAUCGAAGCCGUUGCUGAGUCUUACCUCGAAGAAAGGAGAAACAGUGGACAGUGGCACUCUUCGAACCGACUGGCCAGGAAUCGAAGCCGUUGCCGACUGGCCAAGAAUCGAAGCCGUUGCUGAGUUUAGAGUGGCACUCUACCACAUAGCCGAAUGGCCAAGAAUCGAAGCCGUUGCUGAGUUUAGACUUUGGCCAAGAAUCGAAGCCGUUGCUGAGUUUAGACUACGAGGAAAUGGAGAAGUCCCACCUGUCUAUGUGACCUACAGGAGGAAACGGAGAAGACCCACCAUAUGUAACCUACAUGAGGAAAUGGAGAAGACCCAUCUGAUCUGUAACCUACAGGAGGAAAUGGAGAAGACCCACCUGAUGUGA
Rodentolepis nana is the source of this 603-nucleotide messenger RNA. NCBI's taxonomy places the organism in Eukaryota, Metazoa, Platyhelminthes, Cestoda, Cyclophyllidea, Hymenolepididae. The record is from the annotation of a GenBank genome assembly.